AUGCACCCGCUGCGGACUCUGGCGUCGGCUCUUGCCGCCGUCGUGCUGGCGGUUCCCUCCUCGCUAGCGUACUCGGUCAGGAGAAACCCCCUUCGCUCGGUGUCGUUCGUCGACGACGCCGUCAUCAAGACGCCCUCGCACCGCGUCCACGCCUACUCCGCCUUCGACCUCACCUUCACCCUGCGCGACGGACGGCGCAAGGUUCGCUUGGUGCUCGAACCCAACGACGACCUGAUACACGACGACUUCGGCGUCACCAUCCUCGCCGCCGACGGCACCGUUCGCCGCGUCGAAAAGGUCGCCCGGACCGAGUUCAAGGUCUUCCGGGGCGAUGCCUUCAUCGACCGCCCGGGGCACGGCGGAUGGUCCAAGGCCGGCUGGGCUCGCAUCACCGUGCGCGAGGAUGGGGAGAGGCCCAUCUUCGACGGUGCCUUCCGCAUCGACGGCGACAACCACCACGUGCAGACGGCCGUCGAGUACCUCCAGCUGCGCGGCGACGACGACCCCGUCAUCCGGUCCUCCGAGGGCGCCAUGGUCUUCUUCCGCGACUCCGACGUCAUGGAUUCCCCCGACGAGGCCACGGAGCUGAAGCGGAGAUCCGUCCAGGAGUCCCUCUGCGACGCCGACUCGCUCGACUUCAACGGCAAGUUCGACCCGCGCUCGCAGUCGCCCGGCCUCCUCGACAUCCGCUCCCUCUUCGGCCGCCAGGCCAUCGACGGCGGCGGUAGCGGCAGCGGCCUGAACCUCGUCAGCUCCAUCGGCUCCGUCGACGGCUGCCCGACGACGAGGAAGGUGGCCCUCGUCGGCAUCGCCACCGACUGCACCUACUGGGAAGACUUCGACACGCAGGAGGAGUUGCGGCAGAACGUCAUCAGCAUGGUGAACAAGGCCUCGCAGGUCUACGAGAGCACCUUCAAGAUCUCGCUCGCCAUCCAGAACCUCACCAUCAGCGAGAAGGGCUGCCCCGGCACGCCGUCGCAGUUCACGCCCUGGAACGUCAACUGCAGCUCGCAGGUGACCAUCAACGACCGGCUCAACACCUUCUCCAAGUGGCGCGGCCAGUUCUCCGACGACAACGCCUACUGGACCCUGCUGACCAAGUGCGCGACCGACUCGGCCGUCGGCCUGGCCUGGCGAGGCCAGCUCUGCCGCACCGGCUCGGGCGACAACAGCAACGGCAAGGGCAGCAACGAGACGGUGGCGGCCACCAACGUCGUCGUCCGGACCGCCUCCGAGUGGCUCAUCUUCGCCCACGAGUCCGGCCACACCUUCGGCGCCGUCCACGACUGCACCGCCUCGGCCUGCCCCGUCGGCCAGACGAGCCAGGCCUGCUGCCCGCUGAGCCAGUCGUCGUGCGACGCCGGCGGCCGCUUCAUCAUGAACCCGUCGACGAGCUCGGGCAUCACCCAGUUCUCGCCCUGCAGCAUCGGCAACAUCUGCGCCGGCCUCAAGUCCAACAUGAUCAAGGGGACCUGCCUCUCGGACAACAAGAACGUCAAGACCAUCACCGGCAGCCAGUGCGGCAACGGCAUCGUCGAGGCCGGCGAGGACUGCGACUGCGGCGGCGAGUCGGGCUGCAAGGACAACAAGUGCUGCGACGCCAAGACGUGCAAGUUCGCCGCCGGCGCCGUCUGCGACGCCACCAACGAGGACUGCUGCACGGCCGAGUGCCAGUUCGCCGCCAACGGCACCGUCUGCCGCGACAGCGCCGGCGUCUGCGACGUCGCCGAGGUCUGCCCCGGCAACCACGCGGCCUGUCCCGAGGACAAGCACAAGGGCAACGGCGACGGCUGCGGCGACGGUCUCGCCUGCGCCUCGGGCCAGUGCACCUCGCGGGACAUGCAGUGCAAGAGCAUGUCCAACAGCCUCUGGGGCGUCGACAACACCAACGCCUGCCCCGACGAGGGCGGCUGCCUCCUCACCUGCACCUCGCCCGACCUCACGUCCGGCCAGUGCGUCGUCUACAACCAGUACUUCCUCGACGGCACGUCCUGCGGCGGCGGCGGCCUCUGCAUGGGCGGCUCGUGCGAGGGCUCGUCGACCAUUAAGGAAAUCGGCCUGUGGAUCGAGAGGCACAAGCCCAUCUUCAUCCCCGUCGUCUGCAUCGUCGGCGGCCUCCUCCUCGUCGCCAUCGUCAGCUGCAUCGUCAGCAGCGUGCGGAAACGGUCCCGCCGCCGGAGGUUGCCGAAGCAGCAGCCGUCGCCGCCGGACAUGAGCACCUGGCCGUCCCGCAACGUCCCCGACGCCGGGGGACCGGCGCCGUGGAACCAGCAGCAGUCGUGGCCCUUGUCGUCGGGCGCCAUGGCCAACCCCGGCGGCAACUACCCUCCGCCGCCGGAAGCCUCGAACUACCCCUAUCCGCCUCCCGUCGCGGAUCGCCAACGGAGCGUGCGAUACGCCUAG
This is a messenger RNA of Drechmeria coniospora, 2403 nucleotides long. RefSeq lists its product as uncharacterized. Lineage: Eukaryota; Fungi; Ascomycota; Sordariomycetes; Hypocreales; Ophiocordycipitaceae. The transcript is spliced from 2 exons. The record is from RefSeq and is a predicted model, not a curated record. Gene Ontology annotation, molecular function: metalloendopeptidase activity. Gene Ontology annotation, biological process: proteolysis. Bases 1 to 2403 code for a protein of 800 amino acids.